AUGGCCUGGACCAAAUACCAGCUGUUCCUGGCCGGGCUCAUGCUCGUCACCGGCUCCAUCAACACGCUCUCGGCCAAGUGGGCAGACAACUUUGUGGCCCCGGGCUGCGGAGGGAGCAAGGAACACAGCUUCCAGCAUCCCUUCCUUCAGGCAGUGGGCAUGUUCCUGGGAGAGUUCUCCUGCCUGGCUGCCUUCUACUUGCUCCGGUGCAGAGCUGCGAGGCACCCAGAGGGCAGCAUGGAUCCCCAGCAGCCCUUCAAUCCCCUUCUUUUCCUGCCCCCAGCCCUCUGCGACAUGACGGGUACCAGCAUCAUGUAUGUGGCCUUGAACAUGACCAGUGCGUCCAGCUUCCAGAUGCUGCGGGGAGCAGUGAUUAUAUUCACAGGCCUGUUCUCGGUGGCCUUCCUGGGGCGGAGGCUGGCGCUGAGCCAGUGGCUGGGCAUCCUUGCCACCAUCGCGGGGCUGGUGGUCGUCGGCCUGGCUGACCUUCUGAGCAAGCAUGAUGAUCAGCAUAAGCUCAGCGAAGUGAUCACAGGGGACCUGUUGAUCAUCAUGGCCCAGAUCAUCGUCUCCAUCCAGAUGGUGCUAGAGGAGAAGUUCGUCUACAGGCACAAUGUGCACCCACUGCGGGCAGUUGGCACUGAGGGCCUCUUCGGCUUCGUGAUCCUCUCCCUGCUGCUGGUGCCCAUGUACUACAUCCCCGCCGGCUCCUUCAGCGGAAACCCACGAGGGACGCUGGAGGACACGCUGGACGCCUUCUGCCAGGUGGGCCGACAACCGCUCAUCGCCCUGGCGCUGCUGGGCAACAUCAGCAGCAUCGCCUUCUUCAACUUCGCGGGCAUCAGCGUCACCAAAGAACUGAGCGCCACCACCCGCAUGGUGCUGGACAGCCUGCGCACCAUCGUCAUCUGGGCCCUGAGCCUGGCGCUGGGCUGGGAGGCCUUCCACCCGCUGCAGAUCCUGGGCUUCCUCAUCCUCUUGAUGGGCACCGCCCUCUACAACGGGCUGCACCGGCCGCUGCUGGCCCGCCUGUCCAGGGGCCGGCCCCCCGCAGAGGAGGGUGAGCACGAGAGACUGCUCGGCGGCUCUCGGACUCCCAUCAACGAUGCCAGCUGA
This is a messenger RNA of Puma concolor (puma), 1116 nucleotides long. RefSeq names its product solute carrier family 35 member F6 (gene SLC35F6). Gene Ontology annotation, cellular component: membrane; intracellular membrane-bounded organelle. The record is from RefSeq and is a predicted model, not a curated record. NCBI's taxonomy places the organism in Eukaryota, Metazoa, Chordata, Mammalia, Carnivora, Felidae. Gene Ontology annotation, biological process: transmembrane transport. Gene Ontology annotation, molecular function: transmembrane transporter activity.